CAGAUCCCUCAAUGGUGGGGUAGAACCAACGUCUGAUAAGAGGAACCCAUAUUUUAUUUAGUUAUUCUGACCAGGUUGAGUUUCUACAUCAUUUGAACCAUGGAGCUCAUAGAGCUGAUGUCCCCUCAUGUUGCAAUGCCCGUAAUCGGCGUUCUUUUCUGCGCAAUAAUGGUAUUUGCUUUUGGUUUUCGAUCGCCAGUGCAGCCUCCAAGCUUUAAUUUUGAGGAACAAGAGAAACGCAACAGCAAAAGGCGUGUCAAGCAGGUAAAGCAAGGGAAAGCUCCAUCCAAUGGCCAUGUGGUCGUGAAUGAGCCUCCUGCAGAAGCUCUGCCAUCUUCUAAAUCUGUGAAAGGUGCUUCCUCGCCCAAAGCCAAACCUGCUGAGUCAAAGUCUGCAAACAAAAAAGAUAAACAAGAGUCAAGACAAGAAAACAAGAGGGAAAGGGCUGAAAAGAAGAGGCAAUUGGCAAAGGAGGAGGCCAAGAAGGAAGAUGUUGCCCCAUUGAGGAAGGAUGCUGAAGAUGAUGGGGAGUGGACGACUAUCCAGGUGACAAAGAAGGGGAAAAAGCAGAAGGCAGCCCCCAAGAAAGAUGCCAGCCGUGCUGAUUCUGCUGGCGAGGCUGACACUGAACCAGAGGUUGUUGCAGCCCCAGUCAUCGAAGCAGCUGCUGCGGCCGCUCCUGCUGCUAGUCCAGAGGUGGAAGAGUCUGGAUCUCCCGAGGCCAGCAAGACCAAGAAGAAAAAGAAGGCUGCUGCUGCGAAGAACAAGGAUGAACCAGCAACCCCUGUUGCAAAACCAUCUGCAGAGACAAGUAGUGAAGUCACCCCGCCUGAGGAAACCGGAGAGGCAAAGAAAAAGAAGAACAAGAAGGAGAAGAAAGCGGUGGCUGCUGCUGCUGCUGGUGCCGCUGCAGCGUCGGCUUCGGAGGCCCUUCCUCAGGACGCAGCCCCAGCUUCAGGGAAAGUGGACAACAAGAAGGAGGCUAGCUCUGCCCCUGUCUCUCUCCCGGCACCCGUGGCUGAGCCGGAUGAUGGCUUUCAGGUCAAACAGAGCCCCAAGAAGAAGAAGGGAAAGGGGAAGGAGAAAGAGGCUGCCUCUGUAUCUGAAGACAAAAGACAAGGAGGAAAACCUGUUUCUGCUUCUUCUAAGACAGCUGAAAAAGCUGUAGAGCCAGCAAAGAAACAAGAAGAAAAGAAAAAGAAAGUGGACGCACCCGCAGCAGCUCCCAAGGCUGCACCUGUUGUGAGUGUUGAGCCGACCCCUGCACCAGCUGCUGCUGUUACCAAAGCACCGGCUGCUGCUGUUAGCAAAGCACCGGCUGCUGCCGGAGGAGAGCCUGCAGCCAGCGUCAGUUUUGAUGAAAUUGGAGAUUCAUGGAUAGAAGCAGCACCAAAGAGCAAGAAAAAGAAGCCAAGGAGAGACAAUUAGUCAUCUUCUCUGCAACCCUUUAAAUUGUUGUGCAUCUGAAGCAGCAUUCCUAACAGUUUCCUCAAGCAUCUCUCUUUCAUUGUAAACCUUGAACCAUGUGAUAGCUGAAACGAAAACAGCGUAAUAUCUCAUGAGCUUUCAGAAUCUAUCGGUCAACCCAAUGUUUGUCUUCAUUAUACAUACUUAUGGUCAAUAUUCUAUUUCUGAAAUUCAAUGUAACAGAUGAGCCAGCAAAGCAGGUUCAGAUAUCUCAGCUUCUCAGCCAAUCUGUCACGAAAGUAUAUAAAUAGUUUUGACUAGGUUCAAUUUCAUCGGAUGUAUUUUCAUAUUGACGCAAGAAUAUCUCAGGGCCUUAUGGUUAAAAGCACAGACUAUAUCUUUAUUGGUAGUUAACCUUGAUUUAACUUUUUCGUAUAGGCUUGAUAUCAACGGAAGGGAAGUCAUUUCAAUUCAUUUUGUCUUGAUUCUUUUACUUAUUGAUCAAGAAUACAAAUUUUAAUAAGGUGUUUUUUGAACAAACUGAAAAUUUCUCAACUUAUUAUAACUUUUUUAAGGGUGCAUUUUUAAGUGCAUAUGUCCUUUCCGCUAUGAUAGUUUUGUUGAUUGUUUUUCCGCUUUCCCGAGCAUUAAGAUCAGCUGUGAGAAUCUUGAUGUAGGUACAAAGGUUUCAUUUGCCGCUGUGGAGAAUGUACGCUCAGUGUUUUAAGAAGGGUACGAAAGAGAAGGUUUCCCUUGCAUGCUUCAUUGUAAACCAAAAUGUGUGUGAUCAGAGCGCUGCUGUGCAGGGUGUUCUCUAGUCAACUAAUGCACAGGAUCUACACAAUGUUGACAAACUGUGUCAUAUAUAUGUAUGCAAGCAUGCUGUUUGACUAUGUUUUAACCCCCCAAAAAUUGUUUAGAAAACUGAUGAAUUGGGUUGAGUGUGGGGUAAAAUUAAUGCAUUUAUUUCUCAUAUCCUCUCAGGUGUCUUGAAGUAUGCUGUUUGGUUUUCAUUGUGAAUCGCUGAUUUAAAGUUUCUUUUCGUUGCAAAGGUACAAACAUGUACUUGUGUUGUGAGAGGUUUUGGUCUCCCUCUCCGAUUGAAGAGUUUAUGUUUGAACUUUUGAGGCAAAGCAGAAUGUAGGUUCAACACCAUGAUUCUUAUAAAAUCCUUUUUCAGACAAAUUUACAUGAGCAGUACUCGAUUUUUUGAGAAUUUAUUUAUCUUUGAAAAGGCAACAUAUAUGAGGACUCACUGUCAGGGAUAGUUAGUUAUCAUUGAUUACUGGCCUGUUCUGUCAGAAAGACUAUUUAUGGCUGAAGAUCAUUUUUGCUAAGGCCUUUCAACAUUUUGUGUUUGUAACAAAACACUGGGACACAGUUUUCAUUUCGCCGUCAGUUUUUGUCCUUACAUUUUUACCCCUGUUUGAAUUUGUUCUUUGAUUCUCACUAUUGGUCACUGAGUGGAUCCAGGUUUUAUUUUGUAAAUGAAAGAGGUCUAAAA
Messenger RNA from Aplysia californica (California sea hare), 2911 nucleotides. Its product is annotated as myristoylated alanine-rich C-kinase substrate. The transcript has 9 exons. The record is from RefSeq and is a predicted model, not a curated record. NCBI's taxonomy places the organism in Eukaryota, Metazoa, Mollusca, Gastropoda, Aplysiida, Aplysiidae. Bases 100 to 1428 code for a protein of 442 amino acids.